UUUCCGGCGCGCUCCCCCGCGUCCUGCGUCCUGUGGUCUCGUCCGCCCCCGCUGCCAUGUUGGAUUGUGCGGCCGCCACCGCUGCCGCUGCUGCCGCCGAAGGAGGUUUGGAGGAGGAGUUGGGAGUUUAGCGCAGUCGCCAGAGAACGAAGACAACGGCCAUCCGGCCGGAGCUUAGCCGGUCGGGAGCCGGGAGCUUCCCUUUCUCUGCGCAGCCCGUCGUUGGCUCCUCCUUCCCGUGGCCUCCUCCUCCCCGCGCCCGAGGAGCUGCGAGAUGCUGCGCCUCUGAUUCCCCUCCUCCUACCCCUGUCACCGAGAGGGGAAAGAGCGUUCGCCUACUCGCCGGAGACGGCCCUGGACUCGCAACCCCGCCAGCGAAACCAUGAGCUCCGGCCAGCAGCAGCCGCCGCCACCGCGGAGGGUCACCAAUGUGGGGUCCUUGCUGCUCACCCCGCAGGAGAAUGAGUCUCUCUUCACCUUCCUCGGCAAGAAAUGUGUGACUAUGUCUUCAGCAGUGGUACAGUUAUAUGCAGCAGAUCGUAACUGUAUGUGGUCAAAGAAGUGCAGCGGUGUCGCUUGUCUUGUUAAGGACAAUCCACAGAGAUCUUAUUUUUUAAGAAUAUUUGAUAUUAAGGAUGGGAAACUAUUGUGGGAACAAGAGCUAUACAAUAACUUUGUAUAUAAUAGUCCUAGAGGAUAUUUUCAUACCUUUGCUGGAGAUACUUGUCAAGUUGCUCUUAAUUUUGCCAAUGAAGAAGAAGCAAAAAAAUUCCGGAAAGCAGUUACAGACUUGUUGGGCCGGCGACAAAGGAAAUCUGAGAAAAGACGAGACCCCCCAAAUGGUCCUAAUCUACCCAUGGCAACAGUUGAUAUAAAAAAUCCGGAAAUCACAACCAAUAGAUUUUAUGGUCCACAGGUCAACAACAUCUCCCAUACCAAAGAAAAGAAAAAAGGAAAAGCUAAAAAGAAGAGAUUAACUAAGGCAGAUAUCGGAACACCAAGCAAUUUCCAGCACAUUGGACAUGUUGGUUGGGAUCCGAAUACUGGCUUUGAUCUGAAUAAUUUGGAUCCAGAAUUGAAGAAUCUUUUCGAUAUGUGUGGAAUCUCAGAGGCACAACUGAAAGACCGAGAAACAUCAAAAGUUAUAUAUGACUUCAUUGAAAAAACAGGAGGUGUAGAAGCUGUUAAAAAUGAACUAAGAAGGCAAGCACCACCUCCUCCACCACCAUCCAGGGGAGGGCCGCCUCCUCCUCCCCCACCUCCACAUAGCUCAGGCCCUCCGCCCCCUCCUGCCCGGGGGAGAGGCGCUCCUCCUCCGCCGCCGUCAAGAGCUCCCACAGCUGCACCUCCACCACCGCCUCCGUCCAGGCCAGGUGUAGGAGUCCCUCCACCGCCACCAAAUAGGAUGUACCCGCCUCCACCUCCAGCCCUUCCCUCAUCUGCACCGGCAGGGCCUCCGCCACCACCUCCACCUCUGUCGUUGGCGGGGUCCGCGGCGCCACCCCCGCCACCGCCACCUCCACCUCCACCGGGGCCGCCGCCUCCCCCUGGCCUCCCUUCUGAUGGUGACCAUCAAGUCCCAACUCCUGCGGGAAACAAAGCCGCUCUUUUAGAUCAGAUUAGAGAGGGUGCUCAGCUCAAAAAAGUGGAACAGAACAGUCGACCGGUGUCCUGCUCUGGACGGGAUGCACUUUUAGACCAGAUACGACAGGGUAUUCAGCUGAAAUCUGUAUCUGAUGGCCAAGAGUCUACACCACCAACACCUGCACCCACUUCAGGAAUUGUGGGUGCAUUAAUGGAGGUGAUGCAGAAAAGGAGCAAAGCCAUUCAUUCUUCAGAUGAAGAUGAAGAUGAAGAUGAGGAAGAAGAUUUUGAGGAUGAUGAUGAAUGGGAAGACUGAUCUAUAUAUUAUAUAUAUAUAUAUUUUUAAGGUGAAAUACUAAACACUACUUUCUGUCUAUGGAUUCUGUAAAAUUAUCAUGUAAAUGUUCUACCAAUUUGCUGUAUAUUUUUGUUGCCUUUUUUGCUUUUUUUUUAAUUAAUCUGUGCAAUACCUCAUUUAAUCUGUAAAGGUUUGUCAAAAUCCUCUACAAAGCUACUCCCUGUUAUUGUGUGCAAGUUUACACCAGGAUGCUCACUUAAUUUGUGAAUAUUUUUCAUUCCAUCAACAAGGGAGUUUAAAUAUUAUAUGUGAGACUGACAAAAACCUUAAUGUAAUUUAGUUAUAAUGCCAGAAGGAAAACACUAUUUUCAUACCCUACUUUUUCUGUACCUAAAUUUUCUUAUUAAAAUCUAGUAUAGCACUACAUUCUUUUUUAAGUGAUACAGACCUUAUUUAGCCCCUUCAUUUUGAACACCAUGCUACAUGAAUGUUGAAGCUGACACAUUGCACAGUUCUCUAGACAUCACUACACUGAUGCAGUUUCUCAAGUUGUAGCAAUAUGCUCUGCAUAAUGUCACUACAGAGACACUAGUUGGGAAAAUUAGUAACACACCUCUUAAAACAAUAUUGCCUGUUCUUGGACAGAAGUGGUAUUUGGAGGCUGGAAUCACAAGGAGACCUUGCAUACCUGUACUUGACUGAGAUUAUUUUUAUGCUAUAGCAAAUGUGGCAGGCUCUUUUUGGCAAAAAUUUAAAAAUAUUUUUGGUAUUACUCUUAAAUAGUUAAGUUUUUGCAGUUCGGGGGAUUUUAGGGGUAAUACUCUACAUAAACUGAAGGAGGCUAUACAUUAUGGUUACUUCAGUAUCUGGUUAAAUGCACUAUAAAAAUCAGAACAUUUCUAAAAAUGUGGAAUUAUUUUUAUUGUAUAGUCUGUAUGGAUUGAGGUAUUCAGAAAUAUCCACCAUACAAAUUGAAUCUAGCUGGCAAAGGUAAACACUGUAAUGCUGAACUAAUUACACUAUUUAAAAUUUUUUUAUAUAAUUUCUCAAGGUUUUUGUCAAAUGUCAGGUGAAGGGUUACAUUUUUCCUAAAAUAUUGGUGGCCCCAGUGUUAUGUUUCUUGAACCACAUAACUGAAUGAUAGAUUCUUUUUUUUUAAAUAAAACUUUACAACCUGCACAUUUGUUAUGUAUGCUAAAUGAUGUGUUAAAAUUAGGGUUUCCUUGCCUCUCUGCAGUACACUAAUCUGCCUAAAGGUGGUUGUUUUCAUAUUUAUAGUGCUAAUUAUCAUACCUACCUACUUUAAAUUUUAGGUAGAAAAACGAUCUGAUUUAAAUACAGACACGUAUUUUUCUCACAUUGAGUCAUAUGCAGAAUGUAGUUCCAAAUGUAUUUCAGUACUAUAAUCACAAUAUCCAACUAAAAAUUAAGCUCUCUAGAAUUGUACCGACCAAAAUCUAGUAUUGGCAUGAUCUUGACAGGCUGGACCUGCAAGAUACAGCUUGAAUUUUAACCAUUUAUCACAUAAUCUCUAGUGAUCAUGCAUCUAGUUAUCAUAAGAAAUAAUUUAAAAGGUUUUGUUGCUGAAAGCAGUAAGUGGUGCAGUAAGAUAGUUAAGUUAUUCAAAGAAUGUUACCUUUCUUGCAAGAGUAAUUUAAACACAAG
Molecule: messenger RNA, 3547 nt
Organism: Lontra canadensis (Northern American river otter)
Lineage: Eukaryota; Metazoa; Chordata; Mammalia; Carnivora; Mustelidae
Gene: WASL
Product: WASP like actin nucleation promoting factor
Exons: 11
Coding region: 383-1900 (505 amino acids)
Biological process (GO): actin filament organization
Cellular component (GO): endoplasmic reticulum membrane; cytoplasm; nucleus
Molecular function (GO): microtubule binding; actin binding
Source: RefSeq, a predicted model, not a curated record